AAUUUGGUUAUCCUCACUGAUGUACUUGAUCUUUCUUGUCAUUUUGAUGUAAUCUCUUUCUCUUGGAUAUCAAAAGAGAAAAAUAAUGUUGCUGAUAGGGUAAGCUAAACUUUGUUUGGGUGAGGAAGAGCUUUGUGUUUCAAUAUAAGUUGUGUUUCAAAAAAAAAAAAUUGGUUAUCCUCUUCAAAGGAAAAAAAUAGAGAGAGAGAGAGAGAGAAUGAAGUCUUUCGCGGCAAAGGUUGAAGAAGGAAUUAAAGGGGAAGAUGGGAAGCCCUCCGUAGGUCCGGUGUACCGGAAUCUUUUGUCCGAGAAUGGUUUUCCUCCUCGUCAUUCGGAAAUUACCACUACUUGGGACAUUUUCAGUAAAUCAGUGGACAAAUUCCCUAAUAACAAGAUGCUUGGAUGGCGUCCAAUUGUCGAUGAGAAGGUUGGACCGUAUAUUUGGAAAACGUACAAAGAAGUAUACGAAGAAGUUCUGCAGAUUGGCUCUGCGCUACGAGCUGCCGGAGCUGAACCUGGUUGUCGCGUGGGAAUCUAUGGAGCUAAUUGUCCUCAGUGGAUCAUAGCAAUGGAGGCCUGUGCAGCCCACACUCUAAUCUCUGUACCUCUAUAUGAUACAUUAGGUCCCGGAGCAGUUGAUUAUAUUGUUGAUCACGCGGAAGUUGAUUUUGUGUUCGUCCAGAAUACCAAGAUUAAAGGAGUGCUUGAUCCGGAUUGCAAAAGUGCAAAACGACUUAAAGCUAUAGUUUCCUUCACAAAUGUGAGCGAAGAACAGAGCCACAGGGCUUUAGAAAUUGGAGUGAAAGCAUACUCGUGGCUCGAUUUUCUUCUUAUGGGACGAGAGAAGCCGGAGGAGACAAAUCCGCCUAAGCCGUCUAACGUGUGCACCAUAAUGUACACGAGCGGCACGAGCGGCGAACCUAAAGGUGUGAUUUUGACCCACGAAGCUGCCGCAACUUGUGUUAUUGGGUUGGAUCUCUGCAUGGACCAGUUUGAAGACGAGAUGACACCUGACGAUGUGUAUCUUUCCUUCCUACCGUUGGCUCAUAUUCUUGACCGUGCUAAUGAGGAAUACUUCUUUCGAAAUGGCGCUUCCGUCGGCUAUUACCAUGGAGAUUUGAAUGCAUUACAUAAUGAUAUUCAAGAACUGAAACCAACUUUUAUAGCCGGAGUUCCAAGAGUCUUCGAGAGGAUCUAUGAAGGGAUUCAGAAGGCUCUUCAGGAGCUUAACCCAAGAAGGAGACUCAUCUUCUAUGCUCUUUAUAAAUACAAACUUGCGUGGAUGAAUCGUGGGUACUCUCACAGUAAAGCAUCACCCAUGGCUGACUUUAUAGCUUUCAGAAAGAUUAGAAAUCAGUUAGGAGGUCGACUCAGGUUAUUAGUAUCUGGUGGAGCACCUCUGAGUCCUGAGAUCGAAGAGUUCUUGAGAGUUACUUCUUGUUGCUUCGUCAUCCAAGGCUAUGGUCUAACAGAGACGCUUGGAGGAACGACAUUAGGCUACCCGGACGAGAUGUGUAUGCUAGGGACAGUCGGUGUUCCGGCUCUUUACAACGAGAUAAGGCUUGAAGAGGUGUCGGAAAUGGGCUAUGACCCAUUGGGUGAAAAUCCUGCCGGCGAGAUCUGUAUAAGAGGAAAAUGUCUGUUUUCAGGGUAUUACAAGAACCCUCGGCUUACUGAAGAAGUCAUGAAAGACGGAUGGUUCCAUACAGGAGACAUAGGUGAGAUUCUUCCAAACGGAGUACUCAGGAUCAUCGACCGUAAGAAGAAUCUGAUCAAACUCUCACAAGGAGAAUAUGUUGCUCUUGAGCAUUUGGAAAGCAUCUACGGACAAAACCCUAUUGUCCAAGAUAUAUGGGUUUAUGGAGACAGCUUCAAAUCUAUGCUUGUCGCCGUGAUUGUUCCAAAUCCAGAAACCGUGAACCGGUGGGCUAAUGACUUCGGCUUUAUUAAACCAUUCGAAGAACUCUGUUCUAUCUCGGAGCUACAAGAACACAUCCUCUUAGAACUGAAGUCCACGGCAGAGAAGCACAAGGUUUGUUUGAUGUUGUCUAAAACCAUAAUUCUUCUAGAGAUUUCUCUAAAUAAUACUACUAUUAUAUAAUGUUAUUUUGUGGAUGUGAAAAAAAUGAUAAUAGCUAAGCAAGUUUGAGUACAUUAAAGCGGUGACGGUGGAGGCAAAAUCUUUCGACAUUGAGAGAGGCUUAGUGACUGCGACGCUCAAGAACCAGAGGAAAAAUCUUCUCAAGUUCUAUCAGGUUUCAAUAUCUUAAUUUCACUUAAUUUUUUAUGAUUAGUUAUUGCUGAAGCUAAAUCUUUUUUUUUUCUGAAGCUAAAUGUUUGCAACCACUAAAUACGUUAACGUUCCAUUGUAUAGGUAGAAAUCGAAGAAAUGUACCGUAUAUUGGCGUCAAAGAGGAGCUGAAACUGUUGCGAUAUGUGGGCAAACUAAUAAAUAAGAACAUAGGGUGAAACUUUAAAUUUACUUCUCUUUUUAUUACCAAUUAAAAUAUCACCUAGAUUAAUAAUAAAAUAAAUAAAUUUUAUUUAAAAAAUCUGAAAUAAUUGAAAAAAAAUAAUAACGCCAAUUUUAAUGAUGCUAACGCCACUAACUAAACGCUAAAGUUUAAAUCUAUAUCCUAAACCCUAAACCAAAAUCUUAAACCAUAAACCCAAACCGUAAACCCUAAACUCAAAUCCUAUAUCAUAAACCAAAAUCUCAAACCCUAAACUCAAACCCUAUAUCCUAAACCCAAAUCAUAGACUCUAAACUCAAACCAUAUAUCCAAACCCAAUCCCUACGCCCUAAACUCAAAUCGUAAACUCUGAACUCAAAUCCUAUAUCUUAAAGGUUUGGGUUAAUGUUGAUGUUGUUUCUUUAGUGUUUAAGAUUUGGGUUUAGAGUCUAAGGUCUAGGGAUUGAGUUUAGAGUUUAAGGUCUAGGGAUUGAGUUUAGAGUUUACGGUUUGGGUUUAGGGUUUAGAGUUUAG
Molecule: messenger RNA, 2987 nt
Organism: Brassica napus (rape)
Lineage: Eukaryota; Viridiplantae; Streptophyta; Magnoliopsida; Brassicales; Brassicaceae
Product: long chain acyl-CoA synthetase 1-like
Exons: 15
Coding region: 218-2101 (627 amino acids)
Biological process (GO): cutin biosynthetic process; wax biosynthetic process; fatty acid metabolic process
Cellular component (GO): membrane; endoplasmic reticulum
Molecular function (GO): long-chain fatty acid-CoA ligase activity
Source: RefSeq, a predicted model, not a curated record